Malaya genurostris is the source of this 1142-nucleotide messenger RNA. RefSeq names its product serine protease snake-like. Gene Ontology annotation, biological process: proteolysis. NCBI's taxonomy places the organism in Eukaryota, Metazoa, Arthropoda, Insecta, Diptera, Culicidae. The record is from RefSeq and is a predicted model, not a curated record. Gene Ontology annotation, molecular function: serine-type endopeptidase activity. The transcript is spliced from 4 exons. The coding region runs from base 118 to 1059 and encodes 313 amino acids.
GAUACAAAUAUAAAAACCGAUAUUCAUUUGGCUAGCAGAGCCAGUUUACCGUCGCUACCAUUUACGUCCACAUCGCUACCAUUUGUGUCACACUUUCGCUGCAGUAAAGACAGCAAUAUGAUUGUUUCAGUUUUGUAUCAUUGUGCCGUGUUACUAUUCGUGGCUAGUCUAGUUCAAGCAAGUCAGCGGAUUUCACAAGUCAAAUGCUCCGAGUAUCGCAACCAGACGAUAAUCAUUUCCAUAGCUAUCCCACUGGUUCUGAAUCCAACGCCAGUAGAGUUCCGAGGAUUCAACUGCUCCAGCUCGGUAAGUUUGAUUGUCGGUGGAGAAGAGGCCAAGGAAGGUGAGUUCCCGCAUCAAGCGCUGUUAGGCUGGCGGGUUGCCGAUAAGCCGGAGAAACCGGACUUCCGCUGCGGUGGAUCUUUGAUAAGCGACUGGUUUGUGCUGACGGCGGCACACUGUUCCCGAUACGGUCGACCCGAUUUUGUUCGAUUGGGCGAAAUCGAUCUUCGCGAGGAGUACGACAACCAAGUCGAUAUCGAUGUCGAGUAUUUUAGGCGCCAUCUGAAUUAUCGCUUCGCCACUUCCUACGACGACAUCGCUCUGAUAAAGCUCAAACAGCAAGUGACAUUCUCGCAGUUCAUUCUACCGGCCUGCUUGUGGACUGCGUUCGAUGUGAAUGCUACUGCCGUGAUCGCGACCGGUUUCGGAAAUACUGAGUUUGGUGACACAGAGCUGCACAAGUCGGACACACUUCGAAAGGUCCAACUGGAUUUACUCGACAGGAAAGAAUGUGCGGAUCAGUUUUUAGGACUACGAAAUUUCGAUCGAGGCAUCGCAGAUGAACAGCUAUGCAUUGGAAGCAAACGAGGAGGAAAGGACACCUGCCAGGGCGAUUCCGGUGGACCGGUCCAAGUAAUAACGGAACCAAAAGGUUGUAUCUACUACGUAGUGGGUGUUACUUCUGCUGGAUCAUCUUGUGGAGAGGGGCGAUCACCAUCGGUCUACACCCGAGUUUCCAGUUACAUCGAUUGGAUCGAGAGUAUCGUGUGGAAAUGAAAGGGAUCUUAUGAACUCAUUGAAAUUUCUAUGAGGUGAUGGAACCGUUAUCUAAAAAUAUAAGCUUAUUUUUUCAAACUGGA